This is a messenger RNA of Gambusia affinis (western mosquitofish), 2984 nucleotides long. RefSeq names its product PRP40 pre-mRNA processing factor 40 homolog A (gene prpf40a). Gene Ontology annotation, molecular function: protein binding; RNA binding. Gene Ontology annotation, biological process: mRNA cis splicing, via spliceosome. Gene Ontology annotation, cellular component: U2-type prespliceosome; U1 snRNP. The transcript has 27 exons. The coding region runs from base 73 to 2700 and encodes 875 amino acids. NCBI's taxonomy places the organism in Eukaryota, Metazoa, Chordata, Actinopteri, Cyprinodontiformes, Poeciliidae. The record is from RefSeq and is a predicted model, not a curated record.
CACAAGGCAGUUAGACCAAUCACUGUGAUCGUUAUUGAUAGGUCCUGGAUUUCCUUGGACGUUGCCGUCAACAUGUCUUCAACGGAGACAAAUAAUGGCCCAAGCCAGGCGGCACCUUAUGCAGCUGUCCCCCCUGCAGCCAUACCGCCUCCAUAUAUGGGACCACCAGGAAUACCACCUCACUUCCCACCCAUGGGAAUACCCCCUAUGGGUCAGCGACCUCCUAGCAUGACUCCAAUGCCACCUGGAAUAAUGCCACCAGGCAUAAUGCCGCCAAUGGGGCAGAUGAUACCGCCCAUGAUCCCGGGAAUGAUGCUGCCUCCUCGGAUUCCAGCUGUGACCGUACAGCCGACGGGACCCCCUGGUGUUGACACCACAGUCCCUGCAGCAGCUGCACCUGGAACAACUAAUGCAACAAAUGGAUCCCCUCCAGAAGAACAGCCAAAGAAGAAAUCUGUGUGGACAGAACACAAAUCUUUAGACGGGAAAACAUAUUAUUACAAUACAGAAACCAAACAGUCCACAUGGGAGAAACCGGAUGAACUGAAAUCUCCUGCAGAGCAAAUGCUGUCUAAAUGCCCCUGGAAGGAGUACAAGUCUGACACAGGGAAGCCUUAUUAUUACAACUCUCAGACAAAGGAGUCCAGAUGGACCAAACCCAAGGAGCUGGAGGAUCUGGAGGCUAUGAUCAAAGCAGAGGAGAGUGGAACAACAGAGACUGCGGCUCCUGGAACGACUGCCGCUCCUACAGUGCAGGCUGAUAAAAAUACAGCCGCCAUGGUGACCGUAAAGGAGGUGGAAACUGCAGCGGCGGUCCCAGAGGAGCAGCAGUCCCAGGUGACCUCACAUCAAACAGCUGAGGUCAAAGCUGUGGAGGCACCUGUGACUUCCUCAGAGAGCGCUGUCAUUGCAGAGAGCAAACCCAGUGUCGAAGUCAAAGAAGAAGAACGACCUGAACUUCAGAAGAAAACCUACAAGUGGAACACAAAAGAAGAAGCCAAGCAGGCCUUCAAAGAGCUGCUGAAGGAGAAGGGUGUUUCCUCAAACUCCUCAUGGGAACAGGCCAUGAAGCUGAUUAUCAAUGAUCCUCGCUACAGCGCUCUUCCCAAACUGAGUGAGAAGAAGCAGGCGUUUAACGCCUACAAAGUCCAAACCGAGAAGGAGGAGAAGGAAGAGGCCAGGAUUAAAUACAAGGAGUCCAAAGAAAAGUUCCAGAGGUUCUUGGAGAAUCAUGAGAAGAUGACGUCUACCACCAGAUACAAGAAAGCAGAGCAAAUGUUUAAUGAGCUGGAAGUGUGGAGCUGUGUUCCUGAGAGAGACAGACUGGAGAUCUACGAAGACGUGUUGUUCUACCUGGCAAAGAAAGAGAAGGAACAAGCCAAGCAGCUGAGGAAGAGGAACUGGGAAGCUCUGAAGAACAUUCUGGACAACAUGGCUAACGUGACAUAUCGCACCACCUGGUCCGAGGCCCAGCAGUAUCUGCUGGACAACCCCACGUUUGCCGAGGACGAAGAGCUGCAGAAUAUGGAUAAAGAGGACGCCCUCAUCUGUUUUGAGGAGCACAUACGAGCUCUGGAGAAGGAGGAGGAAGAAGACAAGCAGAAGACUCUCCUCAGGGAACGGAGACGGCAGCGCAAGAACAGAGAGUCCUUCCAGAAAUUUCUGGAUGAGCUCCACGAUCACGGCCAGCUUCACUCCAUGUCCUCCUGGAUGGAGAUGUACCCGACCCUGAGCUCUGACAUGCGCUUCAGCAGCAUGCUGGGCCAGCCUGGUUCCACUCCUUUGGACCUCUUCAAAUUCUACGUGGAAGACCUGAAAGCCCGUUACCACGAUGAGAAGCGAAUAAUUAAAGAUAUCCUCAAGGAUAAAGGCUUCCUGGUGGAAGUGAACACCAGCUUUGAUGACUUUGGAUCCGUUAUCAGCUCAGACAAGAGAGCCACUACUCUGGAUGCUGGGAACAUAAAGCUGGCCUUUAACAGUUUACUGGAGAAGGCUGAAGCCAGAGAGCGAGAGCGAGAGAAGGAGGAAGCCCGCAAGAUGAAGCGGAAAGAAGCAGCUUUCAAAACCAUGCUGAAGCAGGCCACACCGCCGCUGGAGCCAGAGGCCUCAUGGGAGGAAGUCAGAGAAAGAUUCCUGAAAGAAGCUGCCUUCGAAGACGUGACGCUGGAGUCGGAGAGGAAGAGGAUAUUCAAAGAUUUCAUGCAUGUCCUGGAGCAUGAAUGCCAGCAUCACCAUUCCAAGACAAAAAAGCAUUCAAAGAAGUCCAAGAAACACCACAGGAAGCGAUCACGCUCUCGAUCAGGAUCAGAGUCAGAGGAGGAGGAGUACCACAAGAAGAAGAAGCGGUCCCAGUCCAAAUCUCCCUCUGAGCGCUCUUCUAGUGGAGAAUCUGAGCGAAGCUAUAAAAAAUCCAAGAAGCACAAGAAGAAAGGCAAGAAGAGGCGCCACAAGUCUGCCUCACCGGACUCGGACGGCGAGAAGAAAGGAAGAGAGCGCGAGGGGAAACGAGAGCGAGAUUCAGAGAAGGAUAAAGAGAACGACAAGACUCGGGGGAAAUCUCGCUCAGAGUCUAAACAGAAAUCUCCUAAAAGGAAAGCAGCCAAAGAGGAGGGUGGCUGGGACACGUCAGGCAGUGAGCUGAGUGAAGGAGAGCUGGAGAAGAGAAGAAGAACUUUACUGGAACAGCUGGAUGCACCUUGAAACUGUUCAUGCCCCUGUUUUCUGCUUUUUGAACACUUCAGCAAACGCGCAUUCCCCCGCAGGCUCACCUGACUGUGCAGGCUGCCCCUCUGAAUGAGGAAAUGUGCUAUUAAUGGGAAUGCUCUACACUUUUAUUUUGUGACUAAUCUGAUUUCAGGAAUCUUGUCACCUGAUCAGUCUGUGACUUAUUAGCUCUGAAUAUCUUUUUUAGGGGGCUGUAGUUUGUUUUUUCAUUGACAGUCAUUUUUAUGAUUUCAUUUCAAUAAAGGCGUAUCUUGAAGCCA